This is a messenger RNA of Vollenhovia emeryi, 1756 nucleotides long. RefSeq names its product MATH and LRR domain-containing protein PFE0570w-like. NCBI's taxonomy places the organism in Eukaryota, Metazoa, Arthropoda, Insecta, Hymenoptera, Formicidae. The transcript is spliced from 3 exons. The record is from RefSeq and is a predicted model, not a curated record. The coding region runs from base 8 to 1681 and encodes 557 amino acids.
GGACGAUAUGCUUGUCCACAGGCAGCUGCUAGAGGAGAAACGACAACGCAUCAUAGCUAAGAUCAAAGAAAACCCGAAAUUGAAUCUUGCCGGUGGGACGAAGCGCAAACGCCAUUUAACUGGCAAGACCACCGACACCCUGAAGAAGUUUGGUAGAGGUAACCGAAAUAUACGCCCAACGGCAAGAUAUUCCAGAAACGUUAAUAAGAACGCGGAGCCGCAAGAUAAUCGGCAGGAAACCUCGAGGAAAAGUACACGAAGAAAGUCUAAGUCGCGAAAAGAGGAUCGCGUGAAUAAAUGUUGCGAAGAGGAAACGACAAAUCGAGAUGCCGCGUUGAAAAGUUCCGAUCCUAGCUUAACGAAUUGCGGGAAUAAUGGUAACAAGCCAUUCGAUGAUCAAACGGCAAAACGAUCGCACGAAAAUGACAUUUGUGAAAACGACAUGGUUGAAAAUUGUAAGAAGGGUAAAUCUACGCAUAAUGUCUUGUCAGAGAAUCAAGAUCGUUUGAAGGAGAUGCCGGAUUCCAAGGAGAGUAGAGAUAAAAACAGAAUUAAAAGCAAUGCCGGCGGAGAAGGAACAGAGGAGACGCUUAAAACUGUUAGUGUACAAGACAAGAUUUUGCAGAAAGAAACAAAUUCGGAGAAAUAUAUCGUUGUACAGGAAACACUGGCUCUGGAUAAGGUAAAGCGCGAACAGACGGAGGAUAAAGCGAAUAAACUGAGACAAUUGCCGAAUGUUGACAAAUCUGAUUACAAGACAUUAAGGUACAAGGUAGAUCAGGUAAAGCGCGACUUAUUUAGUGAUGAGGAGAACGAUAACAGAACAUCCUCGACUGCAAGUGCGAGAGAUAACAAAGCCAAGAAGAUCAAAGCGGACGCGGAGGCUCAAGAUCCCGAUGAAGUUCCGGCCAGGGAGAAUGUUAACGUCGAGAAUCCCAAACAGGAAUUAUCGACCGUUCUUCAGUGUUUGCAAUUAGUGCCCGCGUCCAAAAAGGAGCAGUCGAACAAGAAUAGAAAUCAAACUGAACAGCAACGCAAAGAGCAGAGUGAAUCUGAAAGUGAGGGCGAUGACGAGUCGCAUCGGACAGCUGACGUCCGUAGAGCCGAGUAUCACUUCGUGUACGACGACAGCGUACCGAUGAGAAAGAGAAGGAGGAGAUACAGCGCACACGAGUUACAGAUCGAGAUCAGUCAUGCCAAUCUCUCGGAUCCGAACCCCGUUGAGUGCAUCAAGAUAAUGAAAGCUACCGAAUUCGAGGAAAUAUUUAAUCUCCCGCCUAAGAAGCGGACGGUGAAUAAGAAAUCACGCACGAAGAACGAAAAAGUUUGCGAGACACCUCACCACACGGACAAAGACAUACUUAAUUUAAAAGACGACACCACGAAACCCUUGGCAACCUCAUCUCCUGUAGACGAAUUAUCAAAAGCUAAAACAAAGAAGUUGAUCAUAAAAAUUUCUACGACAAAUAAAACCAAUACGCAAUCUGAUGCGAAGAAAAAGCAAAAAGUGGAUAAGCAUAAAGAAAAAGAUAUUACCAAAAGCCGAAAGCGAAAGCUAUCAGAAGCAAAAGAAACGAAGCAGGUGGAGAAGAAAUGCACGACUGAUCCGCAAACAUUACUCAGUAACUUGGAUGAAGUAGAUUUGAAUAAAUUUCUGUCUACCGUUCACGGACCUGAAUAAUGCUCUCUUUUUUGUACAUAUGUAUAAAAAAAUGUAAAUAUUAUCUUUUCUAUUUUUAUAUAAUUAUACAUAGUG